This is a messenger RNA of Engraulis encrasicolus (European anchovy), 1380 nucleotides long. It is a transcript of the gene glrx, whose product is annotated as glutaredoxin (thioltransferase). The record is from RefSeq and is a predicted model, not a curated record. The transcript has 3 exons. Gene Ontology annotation, cellular component: mitochondrion. The coding region runs from base 103 to 423 and encodes 106 amino acids. Gene Ontology annotation, molecular function: glutathione disulfide oxidoreductase activity. Lineage: Eukaryota; Metazoa; Chordata; Actinopteri; Clupeiformes; Engraulidae.
AAAACGGCUACCACACAGCUUAGAUCUUGGAAGUUGUGUAACCAGUCUGGUAGCUAGAACUACAGCUGUGUGUUCUGAGUUGGUUGCGGGUUGACUACCAAAAUGGCACAAGAAUUCGUGAAAGCUCAAAUCAAAGGGGACAAAGUGGUCGUGUUCUUGAAGCCCUCUUGUCCUUAUUGCGUUAUGGCGAAAGAUGUUUUGUCAAAAUAUAAAGUGAAAAAUGGGCACUUGGACUUCAUUGACAUUAGCGGAAGAAACGACAUGAGCGGCAUUCAAGAUUACCUUAACCAAAUCACCGGUGCUCGUACGGUGCCGCGGGUGUUCAUCGGGGAGAAGUGUGUGGGGGGUGGCAGUGACGUGGCGGCGCUGGAUAAGAGUGGUAAACUGGAGGGCAUGCUGCAGUCCAUUGGAGCGCUGCAGUGACCAGAGACACACACACACACUACUUCAAGGCGGGCGGCGGGCCGAGGCGGCCGCGGCAGGGGCGGGUGCAGGUGCGGGCGCAGGGGUCACGGGUCACAUGAGGUUGCAGCGGGACUUGCGCAGCUGCCGCCGCCGCUGCUGGUACUCGCUCAGCUCCUGCAGGUAGCCCCUGGACGGCCAGCGCAGCCUCUCCACGUGCUCCCGCUCCUCGUCUGAGACCAACCACAACCACAACAACAAAACAACCACAACCACCAUAAACAAGCAAGUCAAUAGACAACCAUCUGUAACAAGCAUACCACUAGAAGUCAACAAGGGCAUAUUUCAAAAAGAAGGUUUGGUCUCUUUGCUAGAUACCUCAACUCUGUGGUCAGUGGUGAAUCUAGUGUGAUAAGUGACCUGUUUGGAAAAAAGGAUGAAAAUCUGAUGGUUUUCUAUGAGAUGUUUUAUAGAACCAUCUUUUUGAAAUAUGCCCCAGACAACAUUAAAUGUGACUCUAUGGCCACAAGUCUUCUCUACCCAACCAUCUACCAGUAAAUGACAUCUCAGCCAAGUGAACUGUAAUGAUCAUGCAUGAGCUAAAUAGGUAGGCUACAUGGUGCACCAAGUGCCUAAAAGUGCCAGUUUCUGUUGUUAUUGUUUUGUCAUGCCCAGCCAGUUUGAAUUGUACAAUUGUUGUAUUCGCAUUUGGGACCAGAGCAAGUCUGACAUUGAAGGCAUUUACUAUAGUUAUGCACUAAAAUGUUUACAGAUUGAUUGCAUGUUGCACUGUCAUUAAGGUUACGAUGUUAUUUGCAUUUUAGACUCGCCAAUAUCAAUGUCUGAGUGUUCCCUUUAACAAACAAAAAAAUCACAUUUGUGCACUUAUGUUUGUGUGUCCUUGAAAACCCCGUCCAUUUCCUCCUCUAAUGAAAAUGAAUGCCUGUGGAAAUAAACUUUGAAGCCAGUCACACCUUA